AUGAAAAUUAAGUUGAUUGAACUUUUAGGAGUAUUUGCACUUUCUUCUAGAUCAAAGUUUAUUGAUUAUAUUCCAACAUGUGUUCAAAUGUCAAAUUACGUAUGUCAGUUAGAAAGAGAUUCAAAUCCCAUAAUUGUUGAUAAGAUGCGCCAGAAGACUCUCAAGAUGCUCUCAUGUAUUGUAAUAGCAGUUGGAAAUAAUUCUACAUUGUGUGAAACAUUACCUGAAAUUAUUUUUUGUUUAAAAGUUUGUAUAGAAGAUAAUAAUGCCUAUCGUAAUUAUGAUCAGGAAUGUGCAGGGUUGAUUAUUGAUCUAUAUAAUGCUUUUCAAACAAAUGAAGUUAAAGAUUCAGUAUUCAGAGGAUUUGUUAAUGAAAUAGAAAUUUAUAACACAGUUGAAAAAUCUCUUAUUAAUCAAUUAAAGGAUGUCCUUGAAUUUUAA
Hepatospora eriocheir is the source of this 441-nucleotide messenger RNA. NCBI's taxonomy places the organism in Eukaryota, Fungi, Microsporidia, Hepatosporidae. The record is from the annotation of a GenBank genome assembly.